AUGUCGCUUCUCGACUCCUUCCGCAACUCCAGCAUGCCCAAGCGGCUGCUGCGGUACGCGCUCUCCCGCUUCGACGUCCUCGACGCCGAUGCUCUCGACCUGGAUAACCUCGACCUGGCCUGGGGCCGGAAUACCGUUCUCGAGUUUCGGGAUGUUGGCUUGAAACUAAAGAUCCUCCAAGAGCUCCUCCAACUCCCACCAACCUUCCACAUUCGAAAAGCCAAAGUUGCACUCCUCCGUGUCACCCUUCCUGUUGAUAUCUACUCCAGCCCGAUCCAGAUUCAAGUCACCGGUGUCGAUGUCCGUCUCCGGAUAGCCAAGGACAGCGACGACGCAGAAGGCAGUGCGGCCCGGCGAGGCAGUGGCAACAAGUCGGCAGCUGACGAUGACGGCGUGGUCCCUACUGCGGCCGACCUGGCCCAGUCCUUCCUCGAGCACCAGCCCGUCAACGAAAAGAAGGCCCUUGAAGAGGCACUCGCGGCCGCCGAUGAAGACGACGACGAUUUCGAUGAUGACGAGUCCACCUCAUCCUCCUCCCAAACACUCGGCACAGGUCAAGCGCUGACACUGCCCACGUUCCUGGCCGGCUUCCUCCAGGGCAUUGUGGAUCGCAUACAAGUCAACAUUGAGGGCGUGACUUUCCAGCUCGAGGUGGACGUGCCGGUCGAUGCGUCCGCCGCAACCUCGAGCCCGGUCGGGGCUGCCACCCCGGGCGCUGUUGAGCCGGUUGUGUUCCAGCUUGCCCUGUCGCGCAUCAACGUCGAGGGUGUCACGACAUCGAUAACACCGCCAGCCGACUCGGCGAAAGAAGAUACGAACAAGGACACCACGACCAGCAAUGACACAGGGCGGCCUCCCAUUGUGCCCAAGGAGGGUAAGCGCCAUAUUUCCCUUGAGAACGUCCGCGCCUUCCUCAUAUCGGAAGCCAACAUCUUCUCGACUCUCGCCCGCUCGCCAUCGAUGCCGUCGUCUCUCUCCUCACGAUCACCCAGGACGCCUUCCCGCGGUCCACCGUCUCGCUCGUCGACCGACGGGUCGGCCCACGCCUACUCCCAUCAACAAGGACACGCCAACCCUGCGCAUGGCAGUCUACAUGGCCUGGACGGCCCGGACGAUGACUACAACGUAAGCGCGGCGUCUAUGGCAGCGUCUUCGGCGGCUUCGUCCGCGAUGAUGCAAAGCCGAUACGGCCUUCAAGACAGUGAGGACGCUUUUAAUAUCCCAUACGAGAUGGGUAGUUCCAGUGAUGAAAACGACUCCGGCACCAACGAAGACGCACCUCCGGACAUCGAAGACGACGAAGGCGCUCUGGCUGCUGCUCUGGCUUCCUCCUCAUCUACACCCAGAGCCUCGGUGUACGGUGACACGGCUGGGCUACCAACAUCCUUGUCCGGAAUAGUACCGCCGCAACAGGGACCGCCUCAUGCUGUGCAAUCCACCAUUGUUCAUGGGAAUGAUGGACAGGGCAGUCUACAAUGGAGCGCAUGGGGUCAGGAAGCCCAGUCUGAGCCGUCGCUCCGGCAUACCAGCGCGUCUCCUCCGCGCUCAGAAGGCCGUGGCAGUUUCGGCGCCUCUGGCUUCGGCACCUCUGGACUGGGCAUGAUUGGUGCUGCCACCCCUACGUUGAGCGGUUCGCAGCAUUUGGGACCCGGCGAUACCAACAGCGUCAGCUCGACCGGGCCGGCCGACGACCUGGCGGCAUCACACGUGUUCAGCCAUGACGAAGCCGAAAGCAUGUACAUGAGUGCUUUCUCACAUGCCGACUCGUCGCGUCUUCGCAGCGCCAUGCCAGGUGGCUGGGACAACGAGGACAAUGACGCCGAUGAAGACGCCGAUGACCACUACAACGACGACUAUAACGAGCGACGCUCUAUUAGUUCCGGUUCGUCCCGGCCAGAUUCACCGGUGCCCACGGGUGAAUUUGAUCCUCAAUUUAGUAGCAACGACGGAUUCAAUCCCGACCAGUCGACGCAGUUGUCCCUGCGUCUUGUUGCACACGAAGCGGAACGAGAGCCGUCGCCUCCUGCGUCUCCGCCGCUUGCCAAAUCGGCCACGUCAUUCGGCCUGGCCGGGUCGGGCAUGUUUAACAAGCCCAGAUCCAUCUCUGGGCGUUCGUCGAGCUCGCGCGGUUCUCUCUCUGCAGCGCCAGAUGAUAUUCCCAAAGAGCAUCCCGCCGCCGAACAAAUUCUUCGCUCCAGCGUACACUCUUCUGGCCGAGAGUCGCCUGCGUUUGGGGGAAAUUUUGAUGGUCCGCAGGGCUCGGGCAGCGAACACGCAUCGAAGAGUGAAAACAGCCAGGAAAUCCCAGAGGUGCAGGACGACCAGGAAGGCGAAGAGUCAAGAUCACAGCCAGAUGAAGCUGCUACCCCACGUGGUCCGGCCCGCCUUGUCAAGGAGAUCCUAGCGCUUCAGUACAUCUCCAUCUACGUUCCAUCCAACCACAAGCCAAUCGAUAUCGCACAUCAAACCGUUCACACCCCACGCCAUCACCACCAUGAAAGUCUAGGGCGCUCCGUUGCUCCUCAUAUGCCGGGUUCCUUUUCUGUCUACUCGUCUGCAGGCGCAGCGUCAAAAAUGGACAGCACUUCGUUCAGCACGCGACUCGACGAGAGCCAGGUCUGGCCACAGACGGCCCAUGCGAGGCCAGCGGAGGGUGACUCGUCCCUUGAGGUGACACUCGCUCCCUUGGAAGUCCGGUUUGAUGCUUCCAUUGGCUUCCUACUCGCUAUGGUCGUUUCUGAGCUGCUACAAUCACUUAGGACAGGGCUAGAACAGCAGCAAAAGGCGAAGCUACAGAAGCAACAGCGGAGACGCGGCUCUGUUGCCACACAGGGCCAUGGAGACGACACUGGUUCUAUCAUGCCAGACGUCAAAGUCCACGCUGAGAAGAUCUCACUUCUCUUCCUUGACAAGCUGGCCGGUAUAGCUGACACUGCCGAGCGCUUCUUUGACUCGCCUCGAGCGUCAACUUUCAACCACAAGGGCGACGUCCUUCUUCAAACCGUCCUAGAAGAUCUUGUCAUCGGUCUUACGCCGCCGCCUCCAGCAGCAGCAAAGAACUCGACCGACCGAGAGGCGUCUCGCGCAGGCAUUCCCGACCCGGUCACCAAGACCAGCAUUGACUUGAAGCGGUUCCGUUUUGGUUAUGCCGAUGCGGACAUUGUGUCAUUUGACCGGCACAUCCAGAUGCGGGCAUCCGUACGCGACGUUUUCCCACCAGCCGGCGACGAUGUAUCGGUCAAGAUAAGCCAAUCUGCGGAGGCCUUCCGAUGCGAGAUCAACACUCUGCCUCUCCUUGUGUCGGUCGACCUGCAGCGCCUAGAUGAGACGUUUAGUUGGUUUGGUGGCCUGAGCAGCUUCCUUAGCAUGGGCUCGUCCAUCACGUCUGCGGCGUCCCAAGGCGGCGCUGGUGCAACCAAACUCGUGACCUCUCCCAAGACGGAAACACCAACCCAAAAACCUCGCGGCGUCCGCUUUGAUGCCCCGAUCAAACCCGACGACAAAUCGGCCACGGCAGAGAACAAAGUGGACAUGCGUAUCGGCGGUAUCCGGCUCGACCUUAUUGGUAGAGACUGCAGUGUCGGCCUGGAUACAAGCGCCGUGAAGCUUGUCAGCCGCGAGGAGGGAAUCGGAAUCGGCGUGAGCCGUAUCAAGUUGGCCGGGCCCUGCUUGCGUAACUCUCGCGGUGAACCGCCGGUGACGGCCGAAGUUUCCAACACCCGCCUCGAGUUUCUGAAUGUGCCCAAAGACAAGGAUCUCGAGAGACUCCUGGAGUUGAUCACGCCGUCGCGUGUCAAGUUUGACGAGCGUGAGGAUGUGAUUAUGGUUGACACGCUUCUUCGGCAACGCCGCAGCGGUCCUCUCCUCCGCCUCAAUAUGGACGCCCUGGAUGUGCAUGUGCACAACAUUGCGCAGCUAUCGUGUCUUCCCUCACUGGGCGAAGAGAUUGCGCGUCUGUCCACCGUCGCCAAGUACCUGCCCGAGGAUGAUAGGCCAGGCCUCCUCACGCUCGGCCUAAUUCGCCGGCUGGAUGUCUCCGCCGACAUUGGUGGUCGCCUUGGCCUGCUCCAGGCCUCCAUAGGGGAUCUUGACAUAGCGCACAUCUCUAUCCCAUCCCUGAUAUCCGUCGCAGCCGGCUCGCUGUCUGUGCACCGAAACCACACGGAGGAGCUCAUCGGCUCGUCGGUGGUCCCUGCCGCCAAGCCAUCCACUCCUACGGCAACUGCAACCACGUCUACUGCAGUGUCCACGAGCGUUUCGCCAGCGCAAACAAGUGGGCAAUGCCCGGCGUUGAUGCUGCGCAUCAUCGGCGACGACAUGGAGCCCGUUAUCAAGGUCAAGAUGUGGGGUUUGAACUUUGAGUACCGAGUACCUACUGUGAUGGACAUCCUUGGCUUGGCCGAGGAUGCCACCCCGCAAGACUUUGAAGCGAGCCUGGCCGCAUCUGUUGCGAAUCUUGGUGAACAGGCACACUCGGCCAUUGGCGGCGAGGCUUCCACAGGCACGGGCAAUACGAGUCUGUCCGAGGCAAGUGCUAAAAGCGCGGCAUCCAAGCCGACGACGCUUGACCUGUCAUUCCGGGACUGCAUCAUCGGUCUCAAUCCUCUGAAGCUACCAUCGAAGCUGAAUAUCGUGCUUGGCGAUGCUCGUCUCGAAGUGUCCAUUCCCAAAGCCGACGAGGAAAUUGACACGGUCGUUCACGUCAAUAAGAUGUCUUUGUUGCUUGUCGACGACGUGUCGACCCUUCUGUCUGCGAAGGAGGUGUCAUUUGCGCCGAGCCAUACCGCACGCCGCUCCUCUGGCGGUACCAGCUUUCUCUCGCCACCAUCCCUCUCCAAGGACAUGGUGUCACGCCUCUGCGCCCGCGGAUACGUCGACAUUUGCCAGAUCUCCGCAGCCAAGGUCUCCGUGCACGUAUCGGCUCCUGACGGCGACGGCCAAAAGACAAUCGACAUCGAGGUUCGCGACGACCUACUCGUCCUCGAGACUUGUGCCGACUCGACCCAGACGCUCAUAACGCUUGCCAACGCCCUCAAACCCCCGACGCCACCCAGCAAGGAGAUCAAGUUCAAGACGGAGGUCAUGCCGGUCAAGGAUCUUUUGGCGUCGAUCUCGAUUGACGCGUUCGGCCGGGCCGAGGGCAACUACAACUUUGACGACGACUUUAUUGUGGAAGGGGACGAGGACGAGGCUAGUACUACCAUGGGCGCUGGGAGCGAAGGCAACCUGUUUGGUGCCGCCUCGGACGGCAGCCACGACCUCUUGCCCGGCCAUGGCAAUCGCACUGCUAUUGAAGAGUCUGUAGCCUCGCUGCCCUCGGUCACAGCCGGCGACGAUCUCCUUUUCGAUGGCGACCUGGACCUGGAUGCCGAUCAUGGCAUGGCGGGUACGGUAGCCGAGCAGCUGUUCAAUGCAUCCUCUGUGUUCUCAGAACAGGCUCAGCAGCGCGGCAGUCUCACACCCAGCCGCAGUGGCAUCCCGUCUGGACAAGACAAGGGCAAGAAAAAGGAAAAUACCAAACCCAGUGGCAGUCCGCUUUUCCUUGCGUCGUCGACGAGCGACCUCGAUGCCGAAGAAAACUUCUUUGGCACGUCUUCAGAUAUGGCUGCCGAGGAGUCGUCGCAUGCCAAUCGGUGGAACUCGGCUCUAAACAGCUACGACAAUAGGAGCAAGGUCAUCGGCGGCAGGGACGGGGCAAGUGCGGGCACGAAGCCGCCCCCGCUCUGUGUCCGCGUCCGGGACGUCCAUGUCAUCUGGAAUCUCUUUGAUGGCUACGAUUGGCAGCACACGCGCGAUAUCAUCACCAAGACCGUCGAAGAAGUCGAGGCCAAAGCCUAUGAGCGGCGCACACGGCACCGCCGGCGGUCCGGCCAAGACCAGUACAACCCCUACUCGGAGGAUGAAGAAGAAGAGGCCGUCAUUGGUGAUUUCCUCUUCAACUCCAUCUACAUUGGCAUCCCGGCCACGCACGACCCGCGGGAACUGACGCAGGCGAUCAACCAGAACAUCUAUGGAGAUGCGAUGGGCGACACAGAGUCGGUUGCGGCGACGACCAUUACGGCCACGUCGACGCGGCCUGGUGGCGGUGGAGGUAGCGGCGGCGGCGGCGGCGGCGGCGGCGGGACUGGGGUCGGUCCGCCGCAUGCUUCUCGGGGCGGUCGGUCUAAGAAAUUGAAGCUGCAUCGCAGCCGGCGCCACAAGAUCACGUUUGAGCUGGGCGGUGUCGCAGCCGACCUCGUUGUCUACCCACCGAACUCGGGCGAGACGCAGUCGUCGACCGAUGUUCGUAUCCGCGACCUAGACAUCUUCGACCACGUGCCCACAUCGACGUGGAAGAAGUUUGCAACCUACGACCGCGAUGCCGGCGAGCGACCGAUCGACGGCGACAUGGUGCAUCUCGAGGUUCUCGUUGUCAAGCCGGUGCCGGAGCUGGCGGCUACAGAGUUUGUGCUCAGGGUGACGCUGCUUCCACUGCGGCUGCAUGUCGACCAGGACGCGCUCGACUUCAUUACGCGCUUCUUCGAGUUCAAGGACGACACUGCACCGCCGACGCAUGCGUCGACCAGCGAUGUUCCCUUUAUCCAGCGAGCCGAGAUUCGCGACAUCCCCGUGCAGCUGGACUUUAAGCCCAAACGGGUCGACUACGCGGGUCUGCGCUCGGGUCACACGACGGAGUUUAUGAACUUCUUGAUUCUCGACGGGUCGCGCAUGACGAUGCGGCACACCAUUAUCUACGGCGUGUCGGGCUUCGACCGGCUGGGCAAGACACUCAACGACAUCUGGAUGCCCGACAUCAAGCAACACCAGCUGCCCGGCGUUCUCGCGGGCCUUGCACCGGUGCGGUCUCUCGUGACCGUCGGCAGCGGCUUCAAGGACCUGAUUGAGAUUCCCAUCCAAGAGUACCGGCACAACGGCCGCAUCGUGCGGUCCAUCUCCAAGGGCGCGGUGGCCUUUGCCAAGUCCACGGGCACCGAACUCGUCAAGCUGGGCGCCAAGGUCGCGACGGGCACGCAGUAUGUGCUGCAGGGCGCCGAAGGCAUGCUCAACAAGAACAACCCGGAUGCGCCGCACAGCACGGCCCAGAACGGCGGGUUCCCCUCAGGCGGCGGCCUCGACGACGACGACGACUCGGACGACGAGCGCAAGCAGAUUAGCCUGUACGCCGACCCGCCGACGGGCGUGGUGCAGGGCCUGCGCCAUGCGUACACCAGCCUGGCGCGUGACCUCAACGUGGCGCGCGACGCCAUCAUUGCCGUGCCGGCCGAGGUGCGCGAGACGACGAGUGCGACGGGCGCGGCCAAGGUGGUCAUCAAGCACGCGCCGACCAUCAUUUUCCGGCCGGCCAUCGGUGCCUCCAAGGCCAUCGGGCAGACGCUGAUGGGCGCCACCAACAGCCUGGACCCGCAGAACCUGCGGCGGGUCGAAGAUGUAAGUCAGAGCAGAGCGUGGCACAACCCAUGUUGGGAUAUGUGA
Sporothrix schenckii 1099-18 is the source of this 7473-nucleotide messenger RNA. RefSeq names its product autophagy regulatory protein. The transcript has 2 exons. The coding region runs from base 1 to 7473 and encodes 2490 amino acids. The record is from RefSeq and is a predicted model, not a curated record. Gene Ontology annotation, molecular function: phosphatidylinositol-3-phosphate binding. Gene Ontology annotation, biological process: piecemeal microautophagy of the nucleus; autophagy of mitochondrion; reticulophagy. Gene Ontology annotation, cellular component: phagophore assembly site; extrinsic component of membrane. Lineage: Eukaryota; Fungi; Ascomycota; Sordariomycetes; Ophiostomatales; Ophiostomataceae.